Molecule: messenger RNA, 5064 nt
Organism: Pelobates fuscus (common spadefoot toad)
Lineage: Eukaryota; Metazoa; Chordata; Amphibia; Anura; Pelobatidae
Gene: ADAMTS14
Product: ADAM metallopeptidase with thrombospondin type 1 motif 14
Exons: 22
Coding region: 236-3949 (1237 amino acids)
Biological process (GO): proteolysis; extracellular matrix organization
Cellular component (GO): extracellular matrix
Molecular function (GO): metalloendopeptidase activity
Source: RefSeq, a predicted model, not a curated record
CAGAGUGUGCCUCUCCUGAUCUGUCAGUCUGUAGUAGUCCAACAGGAGGAGAGGAGACUGUUAAACGCCUGGCUGGCUUUGCAAAAUCCUACAAGAUCUCUCUCCUUCUCUCUAAUUGCACUGCUAACAGAGCAAAGUAAGGGCAUUCUCACAAGAAGGAAAAUCAACUUAAUCACCUCACCUACUGGAUUUUAUUCUGCUUCUUCCCUAGGAAAACUGUACAUAUUUCAUUUCAAUGCUAAAACCAAUGGAUUUUAUCUGCAUGUAUGGGAUUGUAACUUGCUUUUUAGCUUCUUGUUGCUGGCUGACUGUGGAUUCAUUUAUUGCAAAAGAACCCUUCUCUGGAAAGCUAAGUGAAUAUGGUGUGAUUGUCCCAUUCAGUACAGAUCGACUGGGACGAUACCUUUCCCACGUGGUGUCAGCAACAGGAAAAACCAGAGGCGGGCAAAGCUCAAAGCACAAUGGCAAGAGGGUGGCCCGCAGCAUCUCUGACCCACCAGAAACGCAUUCAGAUGAUAGCUACUUGUACUUCAAUGUCACAGUCUUCGGGAAGCAGCUGCAUCUACGUCUCAAGCCCAACAGACGUCUGGUUUCUCAUGAGGCUACAAUUGAGUGGCAGGAGGAUUUUCAGGAGAUUUUGCGAAGGUCGCUCCAUGCUGGGUGUGUUUAUACAGGAGAUGUCACAGAUAUGCCAGGAGCAACUGUGGCCAUAAGCAACUGUGAUGGGCUGGCUGGCAUGAUAAGAACUGAUGUCAGUGAGUUUUUCAUUGAGCCUCUUGAAAAAGGACGCCAGGAUGAGGAAGAGAGCGGUCGUGCUCACGUGGUGUAUAGGAGGUCUGCUGUCCGUCAGAACAAACCUGCUGACCAUUCAGAAAUGCACAAUGAAGUUGCCAGAAGUGGAGUGGGUGACCUGCCAUACUCCCUGGAUAAGAUACAAGGCAAGCUACGGGAAAACGAGCGACGGAAGCGGCACGCCAAAAAGGAUGACUAUAAUAUCGAAGUGCUUCUGGCAGUGGAUGACUCUGUUGUGCGUUUCCAUGGAAAAGAACAUGUGCAGAACUACGUCCUCACCCUCAUAAACAUAGUAGACGAAAUUUACCAUGAUGAAUCCCUUGGAGUCCAUAUCAACAUAGUCUUAGUGCGAAUGAUUAUGGUGGGAUACAGACAGUCAAUCAGUUUGAUUGAACGUGGGAACCCAUCAAGGAGCCUUGAACAAGUGUGCCGCUGGGCUCAUUCCCAGCAGCGUUCAGAUCCAGAUCAUGCCGAACAUCAUGACCAUGCAGUGUUUCUCACCAGGCAAGAUUUUGGUCCCGCAGGUAUGCAAGGUUAUGCUCCUGUAACGGGCAUGUGCCAUCCUCUACGAAGCUGUACUCUCAACCAUGAAGAUGGAUUCUCUUCUGCGUUUGUGGUUGCCCAUGAAACAGGUCAUGUGUUAGGCAUGGAGCAUGAUGGGCAAGGUAACCGAUGCGCUGAUGAAACCAGCAUGGGGAGCAUUAUGGCUCCACUAGUACAGGCGGCUUUCCACCGCUAUCACUGGUCCAGAUGCAGCAAGCAGGAGCUUAACCGAUAUAUACAUUCCUACGAUUGUCUUCUUGAUGACCCCUUUGAGCAUAAAUGGCCCAAACUCCCAGAACUUCCAGGAAUCAACUACUCCAUGGAUGAGCAAUGCAGAUUUGAUUUUGGCGUUGGUUACAAAAUGUGCACAGCUUUUAGGACAUUUGACCCAUGUAAACAGCUCUGGUGCAGUCAUCCAGAUAAUCCGUAUUUCUGCAAGACUAAGAAGGGCCCUCCGCUUGAUGGGACAGAAUGCUCUCCUGGGAAGUGGUGCUUUAAAGGCCAUUGCAUAUGGAAGACACCAGAACAAUCAUACAGUCAGGAUGGAGGAUGGAACUCGUGGUCCAGGUUUGGAUCAUGCUCUAGGACCUGUGGAGGAGGAGUACGUUCCCGUAGUAGACAGUGCAACAAUCCACCACCAGCUUAUGGAGGGCGCGAGUGCCCAGGCGCCACCUAUGAAUAUCAGAUGUGCAACAAUGAAGAAUGCAGAGGACCAUUUGAAGACUUCCGCGCUCAGCAGUGUACACAAAGAAACUCAUACUAUACCCACGAGAAUAGCAAGCACAUCUGGCUUCCCUACGAACACCAUGACGAUGCCCAAAAGUGUGAGCUUAUAUGCCAAUCCAAGGAAACUGGAGAUGUGGUUUUCAUGAAUCAGGUGGUACAUGAUGGCACCAGAUGCAGUUACAAAGAUCCGUAUAGUGUCUGCGCCAGAGGAGAUUGUGUGCACAUUGGAUGUGAUAAGGAAAUUGGCUCCUUCAAAGAAGAUGACAAGUGUGGAGUUUGUGGUGGAGAUAAUUCUCAUUGUCGAACAGUGAAAGGAACAUUGGUCAAGUCUCCAAAGCAAACCGCUGGAGUUCUAAAAAUGUUCGAAAUCCCAGCGGGAGCAAGACACAUCCACAUUGAAGAGACAGAAACCUCUACCAAUAACCUCGCAAUUAAAAACCAAGCAAGCGGCAAUUUUAUUCUAAAUGCCAAAGGAAAAGAGAACAAGUCAAGGACAUUUAUAGAAAUGGGCUUGGAAUGGGACUAUGCGGUUGAGGAUGGCAAAGAGAGUGUGAAAACAAGUGGACCCUUGCAUGAAUCCAUUGUGGUUUUGGUACUUCCUCAAGAUGACGAUGGAAAAAGCAGCUUGCUGUAUAAAUACAUUAUCCAUGAAGACCUUUUACCAAUGAUCAGCAAUAACAAUGUUCUCCUAGAGGAGAUGGAUGGCUAUGAGUGGGCUUUGAAAAGCUGGUCGCAGUGUUCCAAAGCAUGUGGGGGGGGCAUUCAAUACACCAAGUACGGAUGUCGGAGAAAGGGGGAUAACCGAAUGGUUCACCGUAACUUUUGCGACAACAGUAAAAAGCCAAAGCCAAUUCGCAGACGAUGUAACCUCCAGGAAUGCUCACAGCCAGGAUGGGUGACAGUGGAAUGGGGGACUUGUAGCAAGACCUGUGGCAAACUUGGUGUGCAGACCAGGCUAGUGCAGUGUGUCCAGCACUUGCAGAAUGGGACAAACCGGACGAUACAUACAAAAUACUGCACGGCAGAACGACCAGACCACAGACGACCAUGCAACCGCUUGCCAUGUCCAGCACAAUGGAGAACAGGAGCAUGGUCACAGUGCUCAUCAAGCUGCGGAGAAGGUAUCCAACAACGCCAAGUAGUGUGCAAGGCAAGCGAUAAUGUCAUUGGUCAAUGCGAUGGUGACAAGCCAGAAACUAUUCAGGUCUGCAAGAUGGCCCCAUGCCCAGGAAAAUCUCCAGGGUUGCCGAUACAUUCAGAAAACAGUGAAACAAUUACACCAAAGAUGCCAUGGAUCCCACCACAAAAUUUACCUAAGAAUUCCAUCAGCAAGAUAUCUACAAAAGAAUCAUGCCAAGGAGACAAAUCAAUAUUCUGCCAGAUGGAAGUCCUAGCACGUUAUUGCUCCAUACCUGGAUACCAUAAAUUGUGUUGUGAAUCCUGUGGGAAAAAAACAGUCCCAACCAGCCUGACCCCAAAUUCUGAGCAUGCUGCAAUGGAACUCAGAGCUCCUGAAGGGGUUGAUCAUCCAAGUCCCAUUCCACCAGCAUCAUCCUUCCCAACAUCUGUGACCAAGUUGCCAGAGUCUUCCGUAGACAAUACUCCUCCUGAUGCUCAAUUGUCUGCUCUUGUAGCGCAACGUUAUGUGAAGACAUCUGGGACCAAUAAUACAUUUUUAAGAGAGUCCACCUUGAAUACUUUAUUCAAUAAUACCUCAGCGACAGAUCUUCGAAAUCAGAGAUUAGAAGAGCAUCACAGUGGGUCUGCAGCCAGCAAACAAAGUAAGGUCAGCCAUUUGGAUUCUUCCGAUGUAACAAGACGAAGAAGGGAAGGUGCCCAAGAUAUACAGACUGGCUUCAGUGGCAAAACCACCUCUAUUACUACAUGAGUUUCAACUUGUCAGUACAAAUUUCAGAGAAGCUGGGCAACAUCAUUCAGAAGAGACAAUUUUCAGUCAAAAUAGAAAAAAAAUAGGCUUUUUUGCAUUUUGCCUGUAGCACUUUUUUAAGUCAUUAUGAGUAAUGACUAAAGUUUUUAUGCUAAAAUGUUUAUGAAACCUCUGGGCAUUAAGACAUUACAGCCCAGUGAUCGUUACCUCAUAGUGCAGAGCAAACGCACUUUAUGUUGUCAUAAGGGUGCUACCAACUGGAUUUAGAAAAGCGCAAAAAAGGAACAUAUUUUGGGACAUCUAACCUCAGUUCAUCUAACCAGCCAACACAUUAUUUCAUUUAAAACAAAAAAGACUAAGAAGAACGUAAAACAUAGUGCUUUCUUAAGUUUAGUAUGGACUUUGAGCAACCAAAAUCUUAGGUGUAAGCGGUGCUUUAUUUCAUACACAUUCGUUUUGUGUACCUCAGUGAGUCAAAUAAUUUGCAAUGAGCUGCACUGAAAUAAGGAUUUUAAACUCUAGAACGCUUCAAGCCUCGUCCAACUGUCCAUGAUAAGGAGCAUCGAGGUUUGUACUAUUAGUCUGUUGGGUUUCAGUUCAUUUGACCACCCUAUCUGUAGUUGGUGUUCUACAGCGUCACUGGUGACCUUUCCGGCAUAUGCUGCUGCUAGUAGAUUAACCCCUAACUUCGAUGUUAAAAGGGACCAUUUCUACUUGUUCUAAAAGAAAUGGGUUCUUAUUUACAGAUGCUUAAAGAAAAAGAGGUUUUAAGUCAAGAAUUAAUUGCAAUUUCAUUGGGACUGAUUCAAAAAGACAGAAAUAUAAUUGCAAAUGUUAAGACCAGCAAUAUGUCUCUGACACAUUUUUUCAGGUAGGUUUUCUCCCUUACAAAUAGCCAAAUAUGAUUUAUGAUUUAAGGUAGUUUUGGGUUUGUCAUGGCUGAAAUUUGUCUUCCAAGGCACCCUUGAAAAAAAUCCUAUUUAACAAAGGACUUACUGUGCCUUAUGGAAAAUACAACCCAGGUCAAUGUACUAAUAGUCAAAAUGGUUAUCAAUUCCAUUACACUGUGGAUUCUGAGCAGGGAAUUGAUUCACCGAAACUCUGCUGCAGAAUGU